CAUACCCUGAGUCCACGUACAUUGAUGUCCUCGCAAAAGACCUUUAUACGACGAUGCUUACGUCACUUUUUACGACGAACUGUUAGGACCGAAUGCCGCCCCGGUAUUAGCCUUAUGUUGUGGGCCACUCUCCGUAGCGAAAUAAAUCAUAGGCACAUUAUAAGCUCCAUAUUUAGUAGCUUGUGGCUUGGAUCUAGAUUGCAUUUCCAUGUAGCCUUCCUCCAGCUUUCCAUUGAUUGA
Bipolaris zeicola 26-R-13 is the source of this 240-nucleotide messenger RNA. RefSeq lists its product as uncharacterized. The transcript has a single exon. The record is from RefSeq and is a predicted model, not a curated record. The annotation marks the transcript as partial. NCBI's taxonomy places the organism in Eukaryota, Fungi, Ascomycota, Dothideomycetes, Pleosporales, Pleosporaceae.